Messenger RNA from Hippocampus comes (tiger tail seahorse), 1422 nucleotides. RefSeq lists its product as uncharacterized. Bases 108 to 800 code for a protein of 230 amino acids. The transcript is spliced from 2 exons. The record is from RefSeq and is a predicted model, not a curated record. Lineage: Eukaryota; Metazoa; Chordata; Actinopteri; Syngnathiformes; Syngnathidae.
GCUGGCACACGCUGGACUCGGGAGAGGAGGCGCCGCAGCCGCCCCUCAAGGGGCACGCGCGGACGAGACGUCGCCACGACGACGAUGACGCGCAGCCCGUCUUUGUGAUGACGUCAUCAUUCUCAAACGGACAGACGCCGAAUGCCGCCGUGACGGAACAGUCAGACGACGACGACGCCUGCCGUGAUGUCAUAUCGGGUUUAGUUGCAAGCUCCAUUCGACAUGUGAACACGCCCCGCCUCCAAGACGCACCCAUUUCUAGUGACGUGUCUGCCAUCAAAGACACGUCCCUCUCCGGUGACACGUCCCUCAUCAAAGACGCACCCCCUACUCGGGACACGCCCAAUUCAAGUGAUAAAUCCCGCAUCCAGGACACGCCUGUUUCUAGUGACGCGCCUGACAUCAAAGACACACGCCUUGUCCGUGACGAGUCCCUUUCCAGUGAGAACUUGGACUGCAGUGAAACACCCCACGUCCAAGACACGCCCAUUCUUGGUGUCACGUCCAACAUCAAAGACACGUCCCUCUCCUGUGAUGUGCCUGACAUCAAAGACACGCCCCUUGUUCAUGACGAGUCCCUUUCCAGUGAAAACUUGGACUCCAGCGAGACGCCCCGCAUCCGAGAUACGGCCAUUUCCAGUGUCACGUCCGACCUCAAAGACGCGUUCGACUCCCGUGACAUGUCCCUCAUCAAAAACACACGCCGCACUGGGGACACGCCCAACUCCGGUGACAUCCACCAAGACACUCCCGUUUCCGGUGACGCGUCCGACAUGAAAGGCAACUCGAGCCAAGUGUGAAGGAACGUCUGCUCGCAAUCUCAACAUUUGGCAGGGCGUGCGUGCAUGCGUGCGCACGGGUGUGUUCAGCCGGCGGGUGGGAAAGACGCACGCGUGUGAUGCUCCCAAACAGGAAGUUGUGAAAUUGGCCGCCUGUCUUCCGAUUGGUCCAUCAAGUUUGUUGACGUUUGAAGGGGGGCGGGCACGCUCCCAACUUAGCACUUUGCUGACUUUGUAGCUUUCGCCAAGAGGACAGAAAGGGAUCCACAUGACUACCCCCACCCCCAUUUUCUUUUUUUUUUGUCUUUCUUUUUGUUUUUCCUUUCUUCUUCUACUUCCUCGUUAACGUCCCGGUGCCUUAUUUGAUUGACACCUCAACAAUAAUCUCUCAACUUUCAACAAACGUGAAAGCAGUGGUGGUAAAUCGGCUCAGUCCUGGCGUAAAAGUGCAGAUAUUGGUGUUAAAAAAAAAAAAAAAAAAAGGACUGCAUGUUAGAAGUCCUGCUAACCGACUGAAAUGUACUUAAGUACAAAAAUGAAACAGAAUUUUUGCCGUCAAUGACAUCAACUGUUUUAAAUAGUUUCCCUCUUUUAACUUUUUAGAUCAACGCUCGGACUGGAAAUAAAAACCACCUUGCACUUC